Messenger RNA from Megalobrama amblycephala (Wuchang bream), 3019 nucleotides. RefSeq names its product sialoadhesin-like. The coding region runs from base 754 to 2790 and encodes 678 amino acids. The transcript is spliced from 16 exons. The record is from RefSeq and is a predicted model, not a curated record. NCBI's taxonomy places the organism in Eukaryota, Metazoa, Chordata, Actinopteri, Cypriniformes, Xenocyprididae.
GGUAAUGCAGGGAGUCUUUGGUUGGAUGAUUGGUUGUCAAGCCAAUCAGAAUUUGGCAGCCUCGUCUCUGAUUGGCUGGAAUUAUGGUAUAUUGUAACGCUGGGUUGUGUUGAGCAAGCAAGCUGUCGGUGAUUAGAGAGCACUCAGUGUGGUCAUCAGGUGAGCGAGCAACUGAAACGUUGCACACACGAAAGAGAAUGUCCGUGUGCAUCCAAAUAAACUUUGUAAAUGCAAAAUUGAUUUUUUCUUUUUAUUAAGAAAUGGUUAUGGGUAGGUUUAGGGGGAGAUGUAGGAUUAGCAGCUCAAAAAAUUAUGUUUUAAUGUUGUCAUUUUCCUACACAUUUCUUUCCAUUAUGUUUUAUUCUUUUAACUUUCUGUAUAAAAUGGGUAUGUUUAUGCUUACGUUUGCUUACGUUUAUCUACAAAAUGAUAAAAGGGAAAUUGGACAUAUCUGUAAGCGGAUAGACGAGGAACACACACGUAAGUGAUGUAAACAAGAGUAGGUUUAUUGAAUGCCGAUGAACAACACAGCAGAGAAAGCAGUCCAGGUGAUCCAGAAACCAACAAGCAUGGAGAGCAGGAGAACCAGGACUGCUGGUAGGAACAACUGACGAGACCUGACAGUGAAUAGAGUGUGUGAGGACCUUAAGAGUGGUGCAGAAGAUGAGUGGCAGCCAGUAGUGGUCAGUAAUUGGAAAUGGAGUGCAGAAGGGGAACCAGAGGGAUGCUGGGAAGUGGAGUCCAGGGAAGUAUAUGGUGACCUUUUUCUUCCAAUCAACUUGCAAAUCAGACUGCAUUAAGAAGGGCAAACCUGGAAACAAGAUGAGAUCUCUGCUUGUUCAUUUGUUUUUACAAGCUGUUCUGCUGUUUGAUACUUUAGCAUGGGAAGUGAAAAUACCAAAAGACAUUCACGGCCUCAAAGGUUCCUGUCUGGUUAUACCAUGUUCUUUCUCUUACACGUCAUACCCACCAAAAAACCCACGUCGAGUUGUGUGGUAUCAGUGGGUCUCUAAAGGUUAUCCUUUAGUUUAUGAUCCUCUGCAUGCAGACGAUGUCAUUGAGAUGUUUAAAAGAAAAACUUCUUUAUAUGGAAACCCAUCAAAUGGGGAUUGCAGUCUGCUGAUCACAAACCUGGAACAGUCUCACCAUGGAGAGAAAGUAUAUGCAUGGAUUGACCCUGAAAAUGUUGGGUGGCGCACGUAUGCAUUCUACGAUGUCACCUCUACAAUUCUUGUUGACAAUCAUCCACAGCAGCCCAGCAUCAGUAUUUAUGGAGGUGAAAAGAUGAGUGAGACCAUCACCGUAGCAUGUUCGACUUUCCACACAUGUCCAUACAGCCAACCAAACAUCAUUCUGAAGGGUAUAGAAGGAACUGGCAAAAUGGACAAUGAGUAUAUUAAAGAUGGCUUGUGGAAAAUCACUCUGACAUGCACAGGUGUUGUAAAGGCAGAAUACUUGACUAUUGAGUGUUCUGUAACACAUCAUGGUGGCAAAACAGUGACAGCUACAAAAAACAAAAGUGCCAAAUGUGUUCAUCAUAAAAUAACUAUUGAGCCUGAACUGGCAGAUGUCACUGAGGGCGUCGCAAAGAUCUUCAGUUGUUCUGUUUAUCACUCCUGCCAGAAAGAGACUCCAACCAUCACAUGGAACUAUAAGAACAUGCAGGUCUCAACGGGGAGAAAAACACUUUCUGGUUUAGAUCAGAUCACCUAUUCCAGAAUAACCUUUCUUGGUUCAAAACAAGACCAUGGGAAGAAACUGACUUGCACUGCAAUAUUUUCUGGAGGAAACACUGAAACCUCUGUUGUUUUACGUGUACAACAGAACCAGAAACCAGUCCAGAUCCUGAAUGAAACUAAUUUCCAAUAUGAGGCGGACGUAAUGCCCAUGAUCACAGCGUUGACCCGUUCCUGUGUGGUAAUACCGUGCAGUUUCAAGAUGGAAGAGGAAUAUGUGACCCGCCUCCAGAUUAUUUGGAUCUCCAAAACAGAUGGCUACAUGUUCCACACUAAAACGGACAACAUAUUUGGCAAAUUCAAAGGCCGCACAAGGCUUCUGGGAAACCCUGAUGAGCAGAACUGUACUGUGGAGAUGGAUGAUGUGCAAACUCAUGACAACGGGCCAUUCUGCUUCAGAGCAGAAAAGGAAAACAAGAAAUACAGCUUCAACAACAACUGUGUGUUCAUUAUAAUGCAGGCAUCUCCUAACAAACCUGUGAUGUCGUCCCUCCCUGAAGACAUUGAGCCUGGGGCACACCUCACCGUCAAAUGUUCAGUCAACCACACAUGUUCCUCUCACCCUCCCAAUAUCACCUGGAGCAUCCCAACAGCCCAAGAAACUAUCAGUCACAAUCACAUGGGUGGAGGCGUCUGGGAAACAGUGUCCACUGUGACCUUCAUUCCAAAUGGAUAUGAAGAGAAAGAUGAAAUUGUUUGCACUGCCAACUUUUGGGGUGGUAAAACUCAGAACAAUACUGCCUUCCUGAGUGUUAAGAGAGAUCAAGGUGUUGGAUUCGAGCUUUAUGUCACUGCUUCUUCACUUGUGUUCAUCCUCAUUUGCAUACUUGGAGUCUUCAUGUAUAAAAGGCGUCACAGACAUCCUCGUCAUGAUAUGCAUGUGUCAGAAAGACAGUCUGAACAAAGGCCAAACACAUCUACAGUGUCACAAAACAAGCCUUUCUCCAAGCCUCGUAUUCCAUCACCAAAGAGUGAGCCAAAAUCCUACUCAGGUUAUGAUUAUGAGGGCAACUAUGCUAACAUGGAAGAACUCAACGUGUAUGGAAAUAUAUGAUGAUUAUGUACAAAACAAGGUUCAACACAGUGUUUUUUUCUUCUUUUUUCUUUUUUGAAAAAUGCUCAAAAUAAGUAGAGCAGAUUGUAUACUUAAUCACUGUCUGUUUUUGAGUCUGAAGCAUGUAUGUAUUGACUUAAUUGAUUUUGUUAAUGCUUUUCCACUCUGUCAUUUAUCAAUGCUUUCCAGCAUGUUUGAACAUAACCAUAAAUAAAUAUAAAAUGGAUCA